Messenger RNA from Racocetra fulgida, 1197 nucleotides. NCBI's taxonomy places the organism in Eukaryota, Fungi, Glomeromycota, Glomeromycetes, Diversisporales, Gigasporaceae. The record is from the annotation of a GenBank genome assembly.
AAUAUAUUGAAAAAAUUUCUAGAGUAAUUAUUGAGAGAAUUCGCACUUAUGCGAAAUCUCAGAACUAUAAAAUUCAAGCUAUUGGACUUGGUGCUCACAUAAAACCGAGAGGCAAAAUAAAUGGAAAGAAUAUUAAUACAUUGUUGUUUGAAGCACCAAGCCUAGCAUCUAAGUUGUGGCUGGAACUUGAUAUUUUGCCAUUUAUUUUUGGUACAAGAGGAAAAAACGUUGAUGAACGAGCCAUUGAAGUCGACUUAAACGGAAUUGUGAAACUAGUGGAUCUAGAACAUUAUGAAAAUACCGUGUGCCCAGAAACUUGGAAAAUUUUAUUAAAAAUUGUUGAUCAAUUAAAAACCAAAAAAGCCGGAAAUUUUCGACAUUACGAAGAGGAAAUUUCACAACAUUUUGCAGGGCCUUCUGACGCGCGUUUGACACAAGAUGAUAAAGAUGCAUUUAUAAAUUGGUCAGAUAACAACGUUGAACGUUUCUGGUGCGAUGAAGAAGGGCCAAUUAAAACAAGUGACGUUAUUAUUAUUGACGAUCCGCAAGAUCCAUUAGAUGGGUUGAACAAAGAUCUGAAUCAAUCGGAUCUGAAUUAUUAUAAAUCGGUUUAUAAUAGAUUAUCUAUCGACCAAUGUGGUGUUGAAAUUGAUUUCAAUAGGCCUUAUGUUGUUCAAAUUGCAAGAUUCGAUCCUAGUAAAGGCAUUCCACUUGUAAUUGAAUCAUUCAAGAUUUUCCGUGACAAACUUAAAAGAGAGGGCUGGUCUCCUGAAAAAAUGCCAUCACUAAUAAUUUGUGGAGCUAGUAGCAUUGAUGAUCCGGAUGGUAGCCCAAUUUAUGAUCAAACUUGCUUGACAUUACAGAGAUCAGAAUAUGCUGAUAUUGCGGAUGACGUUUCUGUUGUUCGUCUUCCGGCGUGUGAUCAAAUAUUUAAUACCAUGUUAAGGUGUGCUCACGUCGUGUUGCAGCUUAGUGGUAUUCCGCUUCAAAUCAAGCAUGAAGAAACUGGAUUUCUUGUUAAUAUUGGCGAUACAGCUCAAGUUGCUGAUUAUUUAGUUACACUAUUUACAAAUGAUAAAUUAUAUCAAAAGAUGUCUUCUUUAGCAAAAUCAACAGUAAAUGAACAAUAUUUUACAGUUUCUCAAACAUUGAAUUGGUUAUAUUUGAUUGACCGAUUUGCAUCUAUAAGAAAGAAAA